This is a messenger RNA of Anneissia japonica, 3414 nucleotides long. RefSeq names its product membrane metallo-endopeptidase-like 1. Gene Ontology annotation, cellular component: plasma membrane. The record is from RefSeq and is a predicted model, not a curated record. Bases 482 to 2671 code for a protein of 729 amino acids. Gene Ontology annotation, biological process: protein processing. NCBI's taxonomy places the organism in Eukaryota, Metazoa, Echinodermata, Crinoidea, Comatulida, Comatulidae. The transcript has 23 exons. Gene Ontology annotation, molecular function: metalloendopeptidase activity.
AACUCUAACUAAUCUUCUGAAUGUUUACAAAUUGUUGUGACGUAAAGCCAGUGUUUACCCACUCCUCGUGGAGCCUUUUACCCUAACAGAAGGCCGUCAAGGCGGGCGUUACUCGCAACCGGAAACUUUACGGCAGAGGGUCGUACUAUCACCAAUUUCUAACUUUGUUACACUCUGUGAGAAAUAUAUGCAGACUGCACUGUGACUACUUAGCACUUCUCUGUUAACCCUAGUCAUUCAAAGAAUUCUUUCGUGGUUUUUCUGAUUCUUAAAGUCAUUUUCAAAGUUCGGAUUCUUAGAAUCUCAUUUGCGAUUUGCGAUCCAUCACUGCGAGUGUGGAGUAAGCUGCAAUCGUCGACCCGAUUUAGCAACUCUGUAAUCAAGCGGGUGAAAAGCAAGCAAUACGGAUCAAUUUUAAAGACGUCUUUCAUAUUACCAACUGAAUGUUUUCUACCUGCGGUGAGUUGAAUACUCAGUCAAUAUGUUUAAAAGUUCACAUAAAAACGGAAGAACAUCGGAAAUAUCUGAGUUUGAACUCAACGGCAACGAAGUGAAGUUUUUGCCACUGAAGUCAAAAACGCCAUUGGGGAAUCAAGAUUCGAUGGACGAGGACGGGCAGGUCUAUGAGCCGAAGAUAUGGCAUAGCGGACAGUGCUGUCCAAGACGAACUGCUCUUGAGAAAAAACUCUUUUUCUUUCUCUUCGUUACCUUGAUAGCAUGUACUGUUUUGGUUCUGUUUCUGGCGAUCGAAAAAGGUUCAAAGAGAGAAAACAAUGAAAGCGGUUCACAUAUAUUUGGCCAAUCAAAGAACGACAAACCAUCAGUGUGCCUGACACCAGACUGCGUUGAAGUGGCCGCUAGUCUUAUUUCUAAAAUGGAUCCAACAGUUGACCCUUGCGUUAACUUCUACGAGUAUGCUUGCGGCGGCUGGAAAGAGAAGUCUGUUAUACCAGACGAAGAAGCUGGAUUAUUCAUUUUCACACAACUCUCCGACAGGUUGAAUAUUAUGUGUAAAGGAAUAAUUGAGAAGGAAAUUCUGGACACCGAUAUUGAAGCAGUGGUCAAAGCUAAAAACUUCUAUAAAUCAUGCAUGAACGAAGCUUUUGUUGUCCUGCCAAAAAGGUUAGCGGUAAAUCAACCUGUUCUAGGAAUCGAAGAUGAAGAAUACUAUAAAAGCAAUACCACAGGAAAGAUUACUGCAGCCUACAUAGACUUCAUGACGAGUAUGGCAACGCAGUUACGACCAGACCACGACAGAGCUGAAGCUUACAAAAGUAUGCUGGAAGUGUUCCAGUUUGAGCAACAACUAUAUGAGAUAAUACAAUGUAGACUGCACCGAACACCAAGCAAUUGCUAUUUAUUGUACUUGCAGAUUGACUGGCUUCGAUACCUUGAAGGUGUUUUUGAAGGAACAUCUGUGGAUCUAAAAGGAUAUGAUGAAUAUGUUGUUGUUUGGUCUGUUCCCUUUAUGAAGAAAAUAGGAGCUGUCCUUGAGAAGACGCCCAAAAGAGUAGUUGCCAAUUAUCUGAUGGCUAGACUAGUUAUGGACUUCACUCUUCAUCUCGGAGAAAACGAACGUGAAUUUUACCAGAAAUAUCUUCGAAUCACAAGAGGAGAAGAGAGGGAACCGUCACGGUGGAAGUUUUGUGUCGACAAAACAAACAAUUACAUUGGUGGCGCCUUCAGCUAUCCGUUUAUCGAGAAAUAUUUUGACGAAGAAAGCAAACGUGUUGCUGACGAAAUGAUUGCCGAUUUAAGAGACUCACUUGAGGAACUGAUAAACAACACUCACUGGAUGGAUGAUUACACAAAAGCAAAUGCAUUAGAAAAGGCGAAGUCAAUACGGCAGAUGGUUGGCUACGAUAAAGAUAUGGUUGAUGUUGAUAAAAUCAAUAAGUUAUACGAAAGGAUAUCCAUCGAUUCUGAGAACUACUUUGAAAAUAUAAUAGGCGCAUACGAAGAAAAUGCGUAUCAAAACAUGAUCAAUCUUCGAAAACCAAUCGACAAAUAUAAAUGGCCAGGAAAAACAGUUAUAAUUGUGAAUGCGUUUUAUGCACACACACGUAAUUUGAUUGUUUUUCCAGCUGGUAUCCUACAGUCACCGUUCUACUCCACGAAGUCUACGCAGUCGAUGAAUUAUGGAGGAAUAGGCGUAGUGAUUGGACAUGAGUUGACGCAUGGAUUCGAUAAUAGAGGUAGGCAGUUCAACCAGGACGGCAACCUUAAGGUGUGGUGGUCUAAUUCUUCGAUAAAGGCUUACAUAGAGAAAGCUGAAUGCUUCGUAGAGCAAUAUUCAAACUACACCGUAAAAACGGCUAGUAAGAAAAUACCAAUAGAUGGCCGGCAGACAUUAGGCGAAAACAUUGCUGAUAACGGUGGUUUAAAGGAAUCAUAUAUGGCUUACCGAAAAUGGGUUGAAAAAAACGGAGAAGAGGAACGGUUGCCUGGAUUGGAUCUUAGUCAUGACCAAAUUUUUUUCCUAAAUUUUGGGCAAAUCUGGUGCAGCAAAGCCAAAGAGGAGGAGAUCAUCCACCAGAUUAGUGUCGCAGAUCACGCAUACGCAGAUUAUAGAGUUAUUGGCAGUGUUUCUAACUCUGAGGCUUUCGCAAAAGCAUAUAACUGCCCGGUAGGAAGUCCUAUGAAUCCGAAGAAAAAGUGUGCUGUGUGGUGAAAGUGUUUUUACAGAAGUUGAAGCCAAAUCAACGUUAACUUGCCGUUCAUAUAAGGCCUGCGAAAACAGUGACACGUACGUCUAAUGGAUAGCAAGACAAACGCACUUGCGUGCACGAGUUGGUUGCACAUAUAACACUCUUUCUACCUUGAACGACAUGGCCCGGCUACGCAAAGUUAGUACGGUAGUGUACGCCUGUCAAUUUCGCACAAUAAACUCUUUCUGUAAAUAAUAUCAUGUAUUUUUUUUAACGAGGGUGCCACAAAUACUAACGUCUAUUAGAAUUACCUUAUUUGGCGCCAGAUUAGAAAAUAUUGAAAUAGAAGUAAACGUAUGUAGAAAUUGUAAGUUUCAGGAAUAUUGAAUGUAUACAUAUUCAUAAUCACACAUCCAGGGUCAAAUGUCAACUCGAAGGCGAAUAGAUUUGUUGGGUAUUUAUAGACCACGGGUCGUAGGUUGCUGUGAUUAGACAUAACCGUUAAUGAAAUUAUUUUCGUUAUAUAAUUUUAUUGUGUAUAUUUCGUCUGCUCUAUUGUAACGUUAGAUGUAUUUAUGUUGAAGAGAAAAUAGACUUGCAGUAUUAUUCUCCAAGUAGUAUCAGCGCUUCUACCGUAUUAGGUAGAUUAUAUUGGUAAUUGUUUCUAUUGUCGUAAAUGUUAUUUUGUAUUAAUUAUACAGUAUAUAAACUGGUAUACGAUUGAUAUUCGUAUUUUGGCAUUUUAAUAUUAAAUAUUUAAGAAAUA